Molecule: messenger RNA, 1546 nt
Organism: Astrephomene gubernaculifera
Lineage: Eukaryota; Viridiplantae; Chlorophyta; Chlorophyceae; Chlamydomonadales; Astrephomenaceae
Source: the annotation of a GenBank genome assembly
CUUCAGAACUAAUAGCUUAUACCGCGCUGCACUGCGUUUAAUUUUAACCUUUCCCAAUGGCGACCCGAACAACAAUGAGCAUGCAACCAAGCUCAGGCUGCCAAGUUAAUCGACGCUUCAGGCCAUUCACAACCCCUAGCGCAAGUGUCAACACAGCGCAUUAUCGUCGUCGCCGUCUGAAAGCGGUCGCUGCACUGCAAACCUCCAACGCAACCGCCCGAUACAACGCGCUAUGGCACGAAUUCACAAAGCGGGUGGAAGGCGAGUGGGAGGGGGUUACGGCGACGUUCAACUCUGCCGGUGCGCCCCAACCGCUGCCAGAACGCUUUGUCCCCAGCGCCUACAAGGAAUGGGGUGUAGAGCUGUUCGACUGGCAAAGCCAGUGCAGCAGCGUCAUCGUUGCCUCCGGCAACGACGGCAGCCAGCUCGAUCUUCGCAACCUCCUCAAGCGGCUGAUGCCCCGGGUGGGAUGCGAGGCGGACGCUGUGGCAUUCGUGGAGGAGGCUGCUGACGUCUGGAGCGCUGAUGGAGGGGGCCCUGUCAAACCCGUCGCGGCCUCUGGCAGCUACGUAGCCGCCCCUGCAGAGUUACCAGCUGCUACCGCCGCCGCCGCCUCCACAGCUACCACCGACAGAGGCAGCAGCAACAGCAGCAGCACUCAGCCCAAGCUAGAGUUCUGCCUGGCGUCGCCGUCGUCGUCGCCGUCUGGGGAGCAGCCUGGCUCACGGCUGCGGCUGGUGCUGACGCUGGCGCAGCAGGGGGAGGGCGGGCAGUGGCAGGUGGCGCUAGCGGAGCUUAGUCGGGAGACGUACGACGGGCCCUUCAACGGCGGCGCGGAGUUGUCGGGUUGCGCGGGGGGCUCCGCGCCCUUCGCCCAGCAGGUCCCCACGACGCAGCAGCAGCUGGCGGGCGAGUGGCGGGUACGUGGGGAGGUGCUUCGGUACGCACGGAAGGAGGCAUCUGGGCUCCUGGAUUUGGAAGAGUCCGAAGCGAGCGAAACAAAGACCGACCCAGAUCGUAAAAGGAUGUCAAGGCUCGACGGCCCAGGUGCCUUGCUGUUACCGCUGGGCGUGUGGGUUGGCUGCGAUGCCAGCGACGCGGAUACGUUGAUGCUUGAAGUGGGCGUGCUGAGGGGCGAGACCGAACGCGACCUAGCAGUCUGCCGUUACAAGCAGGGGCGGUUGGAGACAGUCAUGUUUGCUACAGAAGUCAAGUAGAUUAAAUUGUUCAGCAGGUGGUCGUCUGCUUGGAGAACUAGCAGGUUUGCAUGGAGCGGUUGUUGCUGGCGGGUCGGGCGCGGCAUAUGUCUCGUAAACGCCUGGACUACUCUUGUACCAAUAUAGGCGAAAACUAUUCAUUCGGAGGUUCAUAAAUUGUGUCGUUUGGAAUACACUAGCCAGCCGCAUUUGUGACCCUGGGGACCGCCGGAUCACCGGGGCAGCAUGCACGCGGGAUGUUCUUACUAUGUACGGAAUCACUCCUCCCUUAAAUACAUCGUUCUCUUGCAAGGCUAACGCUUUUGGACCUGUAAUUUAUGUGUAUAAUA